UUUGGUACGGUCUCGUUGUCUUUUGCCGGUAACGUAGUUCAUUUUUUUAAAAUUAUCCUGACGAAUAAUGAAUACUCAGUUUUAUAAGGAUAGCUGUGAAUUUUCUUGUACAACUCCUUGAUGGAAAUAUCGUCGUUUGUACAAAGAUUCAAUUGCUUACUACCAGAUAUUUAUUUAUUUUUUCAAAACAAAAGUACAGACGUCAGUUUCAAAGUGCGCGCAUUUGGUUUGCGGUCUGAAUAAGUCAUAACCAGAAGACUCUCCUCAUAGGGCCUUAAGAAUAGGAAGGUACACUCGGUUGUAGAAUUCAUGUUUAAUUUAUAUGCGCCGUGAACCGUUAAUAUCAAUUUCUAGUGAAAUUCCAUGCAAAUCUAAACAAAAAAUUUAAUAGACGAGGUUAUAUCGCUAAACACGAAAACCAGCGAAUAAAAUGAAUGAAACUCCGAAAAAGUAAUGGGGCAGGAAAACAACUAUGGAAUCAAAGGUCAUUUCUGUCAACUCAAUAGCCUAUGGUCCGUUUGGUAUGGUUUAUUAGCAACCGUGCUGAAUGUAUAUUCCGUCCUUCUAGCGACAAGAAGACUGUCUGAAUACUUAGAAGUAGUAUGGCCACCCAAGAGUGUAUUACCUCCUCGUUUCGAAGUACAUUGUUUCGUGGCCACCAUCGGCAUGGCGGCUGUGUUGGUUCCCUUAGUGGCGUUUACGGCAGCCUUUCGGACCGGAAAUAUGGCCAACGAUUCAGAGAAGCUUGGAAAUCUUCUGGAUAUUCGACGGCGUCGUCUAUCCUCCUGUUGGACACAUGGUCCUCCAUCUUCUUCAACUCUGCAUUCGUUUACUGCUCUAGCUUUGCUAGUGGUUAAACUCAUGAUAGAAGCAAGAAUGAUACAGGCUGGUCUUAUGCCCACUGAUAAAAUCUGGAAGACUGAUUUGGACUUUUUGGUGAUAAAUGGACAUCACGCAGUCACGUCUAAUACAACAUUAAAAUUACACAUUGAGCCCAAAACUCAAUCGGUGUUGGUUCCACAGACAUUACCUACUCUACGAUCGUAUGUAUCCGAACAAGAUAGCGCCAUGUCUAUCGAAUUUUUCAACUUUGCGAUGGCUCUAUUUGUGUAUUGUGGUCGCUAUGCUUCGGUAUUUUGGGAAACAAAUAAAUGUUUUGCGACACUUUUCUCGGUUCAACUAUUUGCCAAUGCUUUACAAUGCUUGUCACUUUAUGUUUUUACAAGUAUACUUUACAAGAUGCAAGUAUUGGGUGUCAGUAAAAUGAUUAAGGAACUUCCGGGAGGCACCAGCUCAUACAAUUUAGUCUUGGACUACUUAGAUACUGCGGUUCUUUUUACUGUCACUACAGUUUUGAUAUUUAUUUCGAAUUCGGUAAUUUAUUAUUAUGGAUACUCACGUUUCAACACAUAUGUGAAACGACAGACUGGAAGCUACCACAAAAGCUUAACCGAUGCGUAUUCCAGCUUGAUGCCGUAUUGCGCUAGUGUUCUCAUUUUGUUGGCCGUUAUCGCCACAGAAAGCCCUUUGCUCUACAACGCCAUAGUUGUAUUCCGUUCAUCUUUAAACGGUGUCGUAUUAGUGUCUCUGCUUAAUUCUACGGCUCACGUUUUUGUGUGGAUAGCUAUGUGGUCAGUAUUGACAUUGAAGCCGUGUUGGAAAUUCGAAUUGCAUCUCUUCUUGGAGUACGAUCCAACAGAACAUACAGAAGAGCCUGAUGAUAACCGCGUUCCCAUGUUGGUAGUAGCGCAAGGUGGAACUUACUCGAUAACCGAAAAGACUGCUAAAAGAAUGGUGACUUCUGUUGUCGAACGAGUAGUAGUUGACUGUACUCGAUGGAGUUCUGAUAAGAAUAAAUCCAAGAGGACGCCUAAAACGAUGAGCGAUGAACAAAUAUAUUGGCCACGGCCAAAAUCGAGUUCUGGUCGGAGCUGUUUAAGUGAAAUAGAUGAAUCAGACGAUUUAUCUUCUGGUUGUUUUAGUUGUAUACGAUCAAAAAAUUCUAAAAAAGGAAUUCCACUACAAAAAGUGGAGCGGAGGAGAAUGAGUCCUGAAGAUGACGGCGAUUAUGCCAAGUUACGGGAAUUGCCAAUGAUCCCACGUCCUAGCGUGAACGACCAUAGUGAUGAUAAUACUUCAGAAGAUACCAAACUUUUAGACACUGUAAGGGAAGGUGUUAUAACAUAUGCCAGUGCCAAUACUAGAGAAUUAUUUUAUUCACCGGCAACUCCGCCACCUCCACCACCUCCAGUUGAAGACAAUAUAAGUUCAGCUGCAGAGUUUAAUGCAAGCAAAACACAUGCGAACAAACAAGAUUAUCCAAUUUACAAAUCAUCAAACGUGUCUUGUCUUAAAAUUAGUGCUAUGGAUGACUUUGAAGAAACUAAAUCUGAGUCUGAGGCAUCAGCAGCUGGCCAUUCACCACAAGCCGCAUACAGUGGUCACAGCGAAUCUUCUAGCGGAGUCCAUUCCAAUUCUAGUCAGGAGACUGCAGCAACCAUGCCGCUACCACCUCCACCACCGCCCUUAUCACCAGAUGAUCGUCGACGAGCCAGUUAUGCCGAUUUAUCAGUAGAUACCGUAGUUAUUCGGCACAAGGGACCCGGCGCUAAAGCUCGUCUUCCACCGGAUCCUUGUAUGCGACCCACCAACGUUUCACUUAGCUCGUUUACAGAGCCUAGAGGCGUCCGAAAUCGACCGGGUUCUGUUCCAAGCUGGAAAACAAUGCCGCAUAACACUCCGAAUCCACCAAAAGCUCCUCAAAUGCCCGCUCAACAGUGGCCAUCUGCGGGUAUCAGAUCCCGAAAUCACACGACUAUACCUACUCACCAUAAUGGUGUUAGACUAUUCCACCCUUCUUACAGGCAAUAAAAUUUAAAUCAUUCCUAUGUUUACAAAAUUCGUUGAAAUUCAUGUGUCCAAUCUAGUCUUCUAAGCGAGUGACUUAGUCGUUUUGCUAUGCAUCUAUAGCGAAUAUAUGAAGCAAAUUCGACUACCGAAUACUACCAAAGUAAUUACAGUACAUACAGUUAUAAAUGUAUAUUGUUUAAAGAAAGAAAAUAGAAAUUGAGUUUUCACAAAUAAAUUGAUGAUAUAUAACAUGAAAAUAACGUCGUACACCUACCUCAAUAACAAAAAAUCAAAUCGAAUUUUUUAGUUGACCUUAGAGUAUAUUAUUUUGAUUAUUCACCACAGAGACUGACAGUAUAGUGAACUAUCAAGAAGAAAAUAUAAUUUAUUUUAUAUUUUAAGUCCGUCCUUUGUAUUUGCUUGUGUGAAAUCGGGAAAAUAAAAUAAAAAUAUUUAUAAUUUUGUAAAAAUACAAUUUUUUCAUGGCGUCUAUCAUUAAUUUAUAAAUUAUUACUUAUUUAUACUUAUUUAUUUAUAUAAUUACGUAUAAUACUAACUGUCGUAAUGUAAACUUGACCUCUACGGUUAGUAUAUUGUAAUGCGAUAAGAUCAGUUAGUAAACACUUGUACUAUGUUAUGCUUUGAGUUUAAUAAGUCAUAUGAACAAUAUUAAUCCCAAAUAUGAAUAAAUAAUAAUUAGAAAUAAAAAAUAAUAAAACAGUGAAUUUACGAUAAGUUCAGAAAUUAAAAUAAUCAUUAAAAUAAUAACUGUCCUUAUGAUUAUAAAUUAACAUCAUGAUUAUUAUAAUGACGUUACUCGUUAAGUUAUCUAUCAGUUUACUAUCAAGUUACAUGUAUUUUUUUAUCCCUUCGACAGACUGUAUUGUUAUCCUUGGUGCUACAUAAUAACGGUUAUAAUUUAAUAUUUGAGCUUUUCUCCAUUAUUUGCAUAUACACUUUUGUACAUUAUUGUUUUUUACUUUUAUUUUUACUACUGUCUGAUAAAGUUUUUAUAAAAUGUACUAUGUAAUUUUCAGGUUUUUUUUAAAUGUGAGUGAGCAUAUUUAUUUAAGAUAAUUAUUGUGAAAUUUUAUACAUAAUCAUACAAAAUAACACAUGUGCAUAUUUAUAUACAUGUUCAUAUAAAUUUUGGGAAAUGAUCAUUUGCAUGUUGCAAUGUUUUAUCCUAAUAAUUCAAUUAUAUAUCUCUGUCACUAUAAUAUUUUAUACUAUUGUAUUAGUAUUGAUGUAUUUAGAUACGUUGUGUUUUUAUAAUUUUAAAUAAAGAUCUCAUUUGUA
Messenger RNA from Daktulosphaira vitifoliae (grape phylloxera), 4149 nucleotides. RefSeq names its product protein tincar (gene tinc). The transcript has 11 exons. Bases 454 to 2871 code for a protein of 805 amino acids. NCBI's taxonomy places the organism in Eukaryota, Metazoa, Arthropoda, Insecta, Hemiptera, Phylloxeridae. The record is from RefSeq and is a predicted model, not a curated record.